AAAAAAUGAUACUUUAACUUUAAAAAAUAUUUUACUAAAAUAAAAUAUACAGAAUUAGCCAAUUGAAGCUCCAAAUUAUGUUGAAAGCUUUUAAUAAAUCCCUCUAAUAUAAACUUAAAGUUCUUUUGUAGACAUCAACAAUAUUGUUUCCAUAUCUAAUAAUAUGAAUAUCCUGCUAAAUCAAACCACUUAAAUUAUAAUUUAAAAUAGCUUGUUUGAAAAUAACACUGCACUAGAAGGAGGAGCAAUAUUUAUUACUUAAAUUAAAGGAAAUAUUUAUUUCUAAAACUCUACAUUUAGCAAUAAUUCAGCAUAUGCUAAUGGUGGAGCUAUCCUAUUCGAUACUAUACUGUGUAUUUCUUUUGAUUAAAAUACUAAAAUAUUAUUUAAUAGUGCUUUGAUUGGUGGUGGUAUCAGAAUUAGAGGUGUGUAAGAAUUUAAUUUAAUUAACGAUGGAUAAAUUUUUAAUAAUAAAGCAGAAAUAUAUGGAGAAAACAUAGCAACUUAUCCAAGCUUAUUGUAGAUAGAAUUAUUUUCUUAAGUAAAUAACUAAUUUAAGUUCGAUAAUAGCAACUUUACUAACAACAGAUAGAUCUAUAUUCAAGAUUUUUAAAGUGGAGGAUCUUUGGAUAUUUAUUUAUUUUUUAUGGACAAUGAAGGAAAACACCUAAAUUUUUCAGUAAAUUCUUUUAAAUAAGGACUUUAUCCAAAAGUAAUAGAAAACGAAAUAUAACAAUUCAAUGCUCAUUUAGAUUUAUUUAAUAAAAGUUCAAUUUAGAUUAUUGGAGCAUCAAGUGUAAAUUACAAUUAAUAUAAUGAAACAACUAAAUCAUUCACUUUUUAGAGUAUAAUAAUUAAUUCUAUACCUUUUACAACAUAAUAAAUAAUUUUAGAAUAUAGCUUGGCUGAUUAUGUAUAGUAAUCUUAAAUUUUAAUGUAAAUUAAUUUCAGAAAAUGUUAAAGAGGUGAGAUAGAUCAUAUUUUAAGUGAUUAAAUAAGAAUUUGUGUUCCAUGUAAUAUUGGGUAGUAUUCUAUGUAUGAGUAUUCAUAAAAUAGUUAUGUAAGUGAUAUAGAGUGCUAGAAGUGCCCUGAGGAAUCUUUAAUAUGCAAUAAAGAUAAUUUUGUAUUGAAAUAAGGGUAUUGGAGGCAGUCUAAUACAUCUAAUAUAAUCAUUUAAUGCACUAAAUAUUAAGAAGCAUGUAAUGAAUAAGAAUUUAAUAAUUUAUUUGGAUGUGUUUAAGGAUAUGUGGGUCCAUUGUGCGAGUAAUGUGACUAUUCUGGAUCUAUAUGGUAGAGGAGAUAUAGUGAAAAUAGCAUAAGUACAAGUUGCUAAGAAUGCAGUUCUAUGUCUUAUCAGAUUGUAGCAAUCGUAAUUUCUAGUCUCAUAAUACUAAUCUACCUCUUCUUACAAGUUAUUUUUAUUGUAUCGAACUUGUACACAUAUUAAUCUUGCUAUUAUAUAAGAAUGAUGAAUCUACUUCCAAUUUCUGUUUCUUAAUUUAAGCUUAUAAACACUUUUUAUAUAAAAUGUUUAUUGAGUUAUUUACAACUUUAAGUAUUUUUGGUAGAUCAAAUAAAUAAAAUUUCUUUAUCUAUAAAUUUUAUUCCUAGCACUUUAGCUUAGCCUUCUUCAUUCACUGUUAUUGACGCUUUAUGUAUAGUAUCACCUGAAACACUAGAUAAAAAUGGACCUGGAAAGACUAAGCUUAUAAUUUCAUAAAUUUAUAAUCUAAUUCUAGGAGCAAUAAUAAUAUGUUUGAUUAUAUUUGUUGAGAAGAUUAAAUUUAACAAAAUUAAUUUUAAAAAGUACCUGAGAUAUAAUGUCUUUUACUUGCUUUACACAUUUAUGCAACCUGACGCCUUGAGACUACUGUCAAAAUUUCUUACUUGUAGAAAAAUUGGAGAUAAUUCAUAUUUUACUGAAGAUUUAUAAAUUUUAUGCAAUUAAUCAGACUAUAAACUGUUUUAAUAUUACUUCGGAAUUCCUUUAUUAGUCUUUUGGAUAGUUUUUCCUGCAAUUAUAUUUGUUUAAAUUUGUAAAAGAUCCAAAAAUUUAAAUAUAUCUUCAACAAUCUUUCGUUAUGGUUAUUUUUUUAUUGAAUAUAAGAAAAAUAAAUAUUACUGGGAAUUUGUAAGGAUGUACUUGAAGGUAUAGAUAGUAAUAUUCUUUACUCUUUUUAAUGGAAAUUAAAAGUUUUCUUACAUGGUUGCCGUUGUCUUUAUAGUCCUUUAUAUCUCAUAUCUAAAUAACUCAGACCCCUUCUUAAAUUAAAGGAUGAAAAAAUUAGAAUUGCUUUCAUUAUUUAAUUUAAUUGCUUUAAUAUGCUUUUAAAUCGUUCUAAGUAUCUAUAAUUAGCAACCAGCAAUUAAAAUAAUAAUGAUUUUACUUCAUUUUUCAUUUAUUAGUUAUGUAAUUUGGAUUAUUUUAUAUCGUUAGUUACUUACUAAACGAAAUAUUUUGGGUAGAACUUUUCUUUGUGUUAUCUAAAAGAUUCUAAGUUAGAAAAUGUUUGAUAAAAUAUAAAGGCAUACUGAAGUUUCUAUGAAAGUCUAUUAAAAUUGGAAAAAGAUUAGAAAUAAUUUGAAAUAUUAUAUAGAUUUACAUACAAUUAAUAAAAUGAAUUAAACAAUAAGUUAAAAGGAAAAUUAAACACAUAUUAAUUUAAUUCAUCCAAGACACAGAUUAGAAAGCAAUUUUUGCUGUUAAACUCCAAUACUUAACCAUCAAGAAAUUAGCAUAUUUGAGAGAAUAUGUAGUACUCCUAAUGGAAACAUAAUUUAACCAAUCAACAGUUAAUUGUCUCCGACUAAUUUAUUACUAAAUAAAAAUUAUGAUAGUUAAAAUAAAUAGUCUUUAUUUAAUUAACAAUCUAAAUAGCAAGAAGACAUAAAUUAAAACAAUUAAGUAACAAGUGGAAAAUAAGAUGACAUUUUUAUUAUUAAUUCUGAAAUGUCUAGCUAACAUUAAGAUUAAGCUCCAAGGUUCCAAGAUAAAUUUAGAUUCUAAAAAAAUAAUUAAUUAAAUACAGGAAAGCUUGUAAAUAAUUUAAAAUAAUGA
Molecule: messenger RNA, 3058 nt
Organism: Tetrahymena thermophila SB210
Lineage: Eukaryota; Ciliophora; Oligohymenophorea; Hymenostomatida; Tetrahymenidae
Product: transmembrane protein, putative
Exons: 3
Source: RefSeq, a predicted model, not a curated record